AUGUGUUUAUGCACUUUGUUGUCUUCUUUCUCUACAUCGAUGGAUUCCUACGUGUACAUCCGAUUCUUCAUCGGAAUGUUUUGUGGAGGCUUAACCACGGUCGGUACAAUUUUGGUGGUGGAAAGCCUUGCCAGCGAAACAUCGUCUCUGGAUGUGUACGGUGCGGAAUUCCAGAAAGUCCGAAAUUUCUUCUACAAAAGCAUCGGAAGUCAAAAGGCGGUUCGUGCUCUCAUCUAUGUGAAUAGCUUCAGACGGGACAAACUCAAGUUUUCUGAAGAUGAGAUUGAAGGAGCAGUAGACAGAGCGUUAGCAAUGACAGGCGAGGCGGAACGUUGUGGGAAGAAGAAAUACACCUUUGUCCAUCUGUAUGCAACGAAAACGCUGGCAAUACGUACACUUGUGCUGUCAUUUGGAAUUGCGCACGUUAACUCUUCUGGCUUUCGGGACAACUGGAUGCAUAUUUCUUCAGUUCCUUCUGGUAACAGCAGAGCUUUAUCCGACCGCUAUCAGAAACCUCGCCAAUUCUCACAUAAACGUGUGCGGACGGCUUGGGAAUUUUCGGCGACCGCUCUAUUCGAGCGUUCUAGUCCUUGGGAGAAAAUCUCAAAUCAGCGACAGGAGAGUUUUCGUGAAAAACCCGAUGGGGUCGCUGGCUUCCCGUACUUGGUGAUGGCGGCAAUCGGAUUUCUCGAUAUUGUCUUCUUUCAAUUCACACUACCUGAAACCAAAGGAAAUCCGCUCCCGAGCGAGAUGCCAGCGAAGAAGAAAAAAGCUACCAUUGAAAGCAUGAAACUUAUCAAUAGAGCAUAA
Messenger RNA from Ostertagia ostertagi, 810 nucleotides. The record is from the annotation of a GenBank genome assembly. Lineage: Eukaryota; Metazoa; Nematoda; Chromadorea; Rhabditida; Trichostrongylidae.